This is a messenger RNA of Xenia sp. Carnegie-2017, 4910 nucleotides long. RefSeq names its product intraflagellar transport protein 140 homolog. Gene Ontology annotation, biological process: intraciliary retrograde transport. The record is from RefSeq and is a predicted model, not a curated record. Gene Ontology annotation, molecular function: protein binding. Gene Ontology annotation, cellular component: axoneme; intraciliary transport particle A; ciliary basal body. The transcript has 33 exons. Lineage: Eukaryota; Metazoa; Cnidaria; Anthozoa; Malacalcyonacea; Xeniidae.
UCUGUUAUAACCAGAGAACAUGGCCUUGUUAUUUGAUAAUCGUAUUCAAAGUACAUUAACAUCCAACACUGAGAUUGCAUGGCAUAGAACAUAUUCUCUGUUGGCUGUUGCAUCCAAGAACUCAAUAGAUGAUGGUGGUGCAGUAAACUUUUACCUUGAUGAAGGUGAGUCCAAUGUAAUUAAAUCUUCAUGUCAAGUAUCUUCUAUGUCAUGGCAUCCAGUUUGCAAGAUUAUUGCAAUUGGUUGGACCAGUGGAGAGUUGAACAUGUGGAAUGAACAUGAUCAUGACUUACAUGAAGUGUACAGUAUUCACAAAAGUAACAUUACUGUAAUCAAGUGGAAUCAUAAUGGACAGAAGCUUGUUACUGCUGAUCAGAAUGGUAUACUUGGCAUAUGGAAAGCAGAUUCAAAAGGAGGUUUAUCACAUGCUCCUAUACGUCAACACGAUUGUGGCUCUGCCAUUACAGCUUGUCUCUUUAGACGUCUAUCAUCUCAGGAAAAUGCUCUGGAUAUGAUUGGUUUGGCGAGAGCUGCUGUAAAUGGAGACGAAAAUGCUCUUGAUUUAUUCUCGUCGGCGAAGGAGCGAAAACAGUCAACUAAUCAAAUUGCCAAUUCGUUUAUCUUUGGUACCGCAGACGGUACUGUCUUUCUUGUGGAUGAUCAUGGUCAUACUACAUCGUCAUUUGCAAUUGACGGAAGUGUUAAAACCUUAUUGUAUUAUGACGGAAAAGAUGCUGUUAUUACUGUCUCAGAUAGCAUGAUGUUGACCCAACAUGAAGUAUUAUCUGAUGGCAAUAUAAAUGAAAUCAUGAAAGUAAAGGUUUCUGCUGGCUCAGGGGAGCGAUCAACGAUUUGGGCUGGUCAAGGUGUUUUAGCGACAGCUUCUGGCGAGAAUGUUUUAAGAAUGGUUGACAUCGGAGAAAAUCAAAACUAUAUUCUUGGACUGCCAAACAGUGAAUAUGAUUCUGGUGAAUGCAUAACUUGUAUAGCUUAUUCCUCAAGUAAAGGUAUUCUUGCUGGUGGAACUAACCUUGGCAAAAUUGCUAUGUGGCACAGCGUCGCAAAUAAGACCGGUGCCGAAGUUGAAGGCGAAAUGAAAUGGGAGCUUUCUUCACCAACAUUAGUGCAAGAAUAUGUUUUACAACUUAAGUGGGGUGGAAAAGGACUCCUUGGGGUCAAUACUGGAUUAUCGGUGAUCAUUCUGAAAGAAUAAACAAUGAAUUCCCACUUUAAUGAUUUGACAGCUGCAAUACAAAUCUCACCGAGUCAAUUGAGAAUAGAGAAAUUUGAGACUUCUGUUUGUCAUGAUUUAAAAACAGAUAUUCACAUCAAAGGAAUAUACAUUCUCAAGGAACAUGUUGUUGUAUGGGACGGUAAACGUGUUGUUGUUUACGAUCUUUCUGCUGAUAUGUCCAUGGUCAGAGCUGCAGGUUCUUUUACAUGCGAUUCCCUUGUUGUUGUUGCGCAUGCUCAAAGUGUUUAUACAUUGGAACCUGGUAAAAUUCAAGUACGAAAUUUUCAGGGAACUGUAAAGCAAGUUCUGUCAUUUAAUGAAUCUGAAGGUGAUCCUAUCGUAAUGGAUGUUUGUUCUUCUUUCUUGGUAUCGGCAACGAUCUUGGGAUUUGUUAAAGUCUGGGAUUUUUCACGAAGAGAGGCCAAGAUCCAUGGUCAAACGAAAUGUUUUGAUUCAACUGCCACAGCAAUAACGAAAAUCCUAUCGGCUAAAGUAAACUGUACCGGAAAUACAGUUUGCAUAACAUGGGAAAAGGGUGAAGAAAUAAACGAUUCAAGACUUUUCGUGUGGGACAUGGAAUUAGAUGUUGUACAAAUUUUUGACUUUAACACCGGUUGCAAUGAUCUUGAUGGGGAAAACCCUACCAUUGAAGUGGCAGGUCGUUAUCCUAUGCAAACACAUUGGGAUCGUUUUGAAUCCAAGCUACUGGUCUGCCGUGCUGUACUCGCCCCAGGUAACGCAGAUCGCGCCAAAGAAGACACGAACCGUUCAAAUGGACCCCUGGAGUCCUUGAUAGUAACGUUGUUUAGCACUCCUGAUCAUGGCAUCAUACUGGUUGAUCAAUUUCCCGAAGAAGAACAUUAUACAGGAUUCUUAGGCGUCCACGUUCCAUUCAUUUACUUCACAACAAAGAAAAGUGAGGUUCCUGACGAGAAAAAAAGUGCCGAUGGGGCAACUGCUCCCUUCAGUUUGCAGCGUGUUUCUACGAGACGAACUAUGAGAGGUUUCGAUGGAUUAGAAAAUGGUUCUGAUGAUGCUAAGCAAGCCAUGUUGAAGUUCACUUAUUUGUCUGCCACGGGCAAUAUGGAUGAAGCUUUUAAAGCUAUCAAACUUAUCAAAAAUCAAUCAGUGUGGGAAAAUAUGGCACGCAUGUGUGUGAAGACAAAGAGAUUGGAUGUGGCGUCUGUUUGCUUGGGAAAUAUGAAAAACGCCCGAGCUGCGAAAUCAUUGAGAAAAGCAAUGAAUGAACCAGAACUUGAUGCUCGUGUUGCAAUACUUGCUAUCCAGCUGAAUAUGUUGGAAGAGGCUGAAAGGCUGUUGAAGUCUUGUAAACGUUAUGAUAUUCUUAAUCAAUUUUAUCAAGCACGAAAUGAGUGGUCCAAGGCUAUUGAGGUCGCUGAACUUCACGAUCGAGUUCAUUUGAGGACAACUUAUUAUAAUUACGCUAAAUUUCUAGAAACGUCAGGAAACAUUCAAGGAGCGAUAACCAAUUACGAGAAGUCGGACACAUUUAGAUUUGAAGUACCUCGAAUGUUAAUGGCCAGUCCUGAUCAACUGGAAAAAUAUAUCAUGAAAACAAGCGAUAAAUCCCUUCGUAAAUGGUGGGCGCAAUACAUGGAAAGCAAUGGGGAAAUGGAAGUUGCCUUAAAUUACUAUGAAGCUGCAAAUGACAUACUUUCUCUUGUUCGAGUACAUUGCUUUUGUGGGAAUAUUGAAAAGGCAGCAGAGAUCUGCAACGACACUGGUGAUCGAGCGGCCAGUUAUCAUUUAGCCAGACAAUUUGAGAAUCAGGAGAAUACUAAAGACGCGAUCCAUUUUUAUACUCGUGCUCAUUGUUUUACAAAUGCUAUACGCCUGGCCAAGGAAAGUGGGAUGGAUAAUGAAUUGAUGAAUCUUGCUUUGCUUAGCAAACCACAAGAUAUGAUAGAUGUUGCAAGAUACUACGAAAAUAAUUCAAAUACGUUAGACAAAGCAAUCAUCUUGUACCACAAGGCUGGCGAAGUUAGCAAAGCGCUUGAUUUGUGUUUUGAAACGGAGCAGUUUUCCACUUUGCAAAUGGUUGCCGGCGAUCUUACGGAAAAUACUGAUCCUGAAAUGUUGUCACGAUGUUCUCAGUUCUUUAUGGAACAUGGACAGUACGACAGAGCAGUAGAGAUAGCUGUUCUAGGGAAGAAAUAUGAAGAGGCAAUGGAUCUUUGCCUUUCAUAUAACGUCCUAAUAAGCGAAGAUCUUGCGGAAAAGAUGACUUUGCCUAAACAUUUCAGCGAUACAGAGUUGCGAAGUAGAAUUCUAGAACGAAUUGCGGAGUGCUGUAUGCAACAAGGAUCUUAUCAUCUUGCAACAAAGAAAUUUACCCAGGCUGGCAAUAAAACAAAGGCGAUGAAAGCACUACUAAAGUCAGGUGAUACGGAAAAAAUCAUUUUCUUUGCUGGCGUAUCAAGACAACGUGAAAUAUACGUUAUGGCUGCGAACUAUUUGCAAUCAUUAGACUGGAGAAAAGAUCCUGAUAUCAUGAAGAAUAUCAUUGGUUUCUACACAAAAGGAAGGGCGCUCGAUUCAUUGGCCAGUUUCUACGACGCAUGCGCGCAGGUUGAAAUAGAUGAAUAUCAAAAUUAUGAAAAAGCUGUAGGAGCGUUGUCUGAGUCGUAUAAAUGUUUGAGCAAAGCGAAAUUGAAAAACCCUUCUAAACAAGAAGAAAGACUGGCUUUUAUUAAACAAAGAAUUACUUUAAUAAAGAAAUUCAUCCAGGCAAAAAGAUCGUAUGAUGGAAAUGCUGUAGAAGCGAUGCAACAAUGUCAAAUAUUACUCCAGGAACCAGAUAUCGAGACUGCAGUUAGGACUGGGGAUAUUUAUGGUGUAAUGAUUGAACAUUUAGCGAGAGAGCAGAAUUUUUCAAAAGCCUUUUCUUUACUGGAAGAAUUGCGACAACACAUCCCAAGGGGAAACGUGUCUUUCUACGUUGACACCAGAAUUGUUGAAGGUAUUCAUAAAGCAUUAGGCAUACCCUUGGAUUCCGUCAGUCACAAUGUGUUAAAAAGUAGCGAAGCUGCUGACAGUGAAGCGGAGAUAGACGAGGCUGUCGAUGAAGAUCUGGAAAAUGAAUAUGAGUGACGUCAUUUUUCAUAGUAGUCGUACGUGCUCUUCAUUUAUGUGAAUUGAACCAAACACUUAUUAAUGAUAAAUAAUUUUUAGUUAAACUGUAUCUGUGACCAGUUGAAUCGCUUAUAUUUAAAAAAGUAUUCAGAAAAAUACUACAACAUUUAACGCUAUUUGGUUUUUACAGUAAAAAUAUAUGUUGCUAUAUUUAAAGUUGCUGUUAAAUCAUCUUAUGUAUUUUAGACCCUAGUAUUACCUCUAUCAUCAAUUUAGCUGUAACAGGCGAUAUUUCUGCAUGAACAACUGUUGUCUUUAGUAGCUAUUUUCCUAAAUGAGUAGGAUUUUGCAGUGACUUUUGAAUUUAUUUUUAUUUUGUUUAUAAAAAGAAGUCUGUCUUUAUUGGUAGUUUUGUGACGUCAGAUAAACUUUUAUAGUCUGUCUUGAAAACCGCCCACAAUUUGCUGGAAUCGACCUCCUGCUAUCAUUAUAGCCAGCAGUUGAUAGUUGUAAACCAGCGAUAUCUCAUAGUCGAGAAUUGUCAAACUGUAUCAUUAAAAAUACUAUUCUCUAUUAUUACGCA